Syngnathus acus (greater pipefish) is the source of this 6595-nucleotide messenger RNA. It is a transcript of the gene opn5, whose product is annotated as opsin 5. Gene Ontology annotation, cellular component: membrane. The transcript is spliced from 8 exons. NCBI's taxonomy places the organism in Eukaryota, Metazoa, Chordata, Actinopteri, Syngnathiformes, Syngnathidae. Gene Ontology annotation, biological process: visual perception; G protein-coupled receptor signaling pathway. The record is from RefSeq and is a predicted model, not a curated record. Gene Ontology annotation, molecular function: G protein-coupled receptor activity. The coding region runs from base 2815 to 3876 and encodes 353 amino acids.
AAGGCCCUGUGAGACUUGUUUCAUGCUCGUCUUGUUCCUGGAAGAUAUUUUCAGAGCAGAGAGAGUGUUUCUGGGGAAAUGCAGAUAAAAGGUCGUAGGUGACCCUUGACUGAACCUGAACUCCAUUUACGAUGUGAAAGGCAGCUGUUGCGCAAAAGAGACCAUCACAGUCAAACGCUUUCACGCAUGAUGCGUCAGAGGUAAAGUGACGGGCAAGUAAUACCAAACAUCAUGUUGAGAAAAUGCUUCAGUGAUGUAACACUUUGCUGUCAUGAGAUUUAUCUUGCACCACUCUGAGCUGCCCCCAACGCUUACCAGUUCGAGAGCCAUCAAUUGAUUGCUCUUUAACAUUAACACCACUUCUUCAGUAUGAUGUAGUCCAUAACACCCCCAAAGUAAAUCCUUUAAUCCUGUCACAAGGAUUAGAAUAUUCAUUUUCAUAGGAUCAGCAAUGCUGAAUUAAAUGGCCUUUUUGUAAAUUAUGUUUGGGCUAUUGCUUAAAUAUAUCGGAAAUUACCAUCUGUUUCUUACGGAUCGUGACAAAAGAAAUGACAAAAAAAAGUUACUGAAUGAAAACUAAUGAAAAAAUAUUUUGUAAUUUUAUUGUGCAUAGGUCUCAGCCAAAAAUGAUUACAGCAAUGUAUUGUGCCUUUUGUUUCAUGACAGCAUGACAUUUGGAUUAUUACGCAAUCCCUUCGAAAAUAGGUUCGUUUAUGGAAGACAUUUGAGCUUGUCUUAAUCUUUUGGUUGAAAAUGCUUUUUAAUCUUUGUCACAUUUUAUCCAUUUUUAUAUGCAAUAAUUUUAGUCAGUGAAAAUUUAAGCCUUUAGUCUAAUUUUAGUCACAUUUUUCACCAUGUUUUAGACAUUCACCAGCCCUGCAUGUUCACAAAAUAACAGUAGCAAAACGAUAUCAGCUAAGCUAUCGUUAACCUGACGUUAGCCAGCAUUUCAUUUGUGCCAAGUAUUCCGCAUAAAACUUUAAACUUCCUAUGACAUUUAUCACAGCUGAUUUUUGAGUACCCAGUACAUUAUACGCAUAAUAAGACUGCAACAAACUGAAUUAUAUGUAUAUUUUUCUGUUCUCCAUUGAUGUUGAGGAGUUGUGGCACACAAAUCAUCCUCUGUAAUUCAAUAAUUCAGUUUCUGUCCAUUUGUAAGAUGUCACCGGAUGUGUCCUCGAUUUCGCUUGUAAAACUGUCCAAGCAUAUCCCAUCAAAGCUAAUUGUUUAUUUAGCUCUAGGUGUCAUGCUCAGUGAUCCAGACUCAAGAAGCAGAAAUACUAGCAAAGGAAAAGAGCAGAGAGCAAUCAGAGUUCACGGCACUCUUUAAACUGGACAAAGAUGUUUUCAAAAAUGAAUUGGGUAUUCAUUCAUCUUUGACCAAAAGCGUACACACUCAUUAGUUUUAUUUAAAAAGUUCAACAUUAUUUUACGUAGGAAUUUGCCUUUCUGUGGUUGAUACUUUGCCACCUGGCAGUGCAGUCUGGAAACACGACAAUCCAUCCAUUACAUUAAUUUAAAAAAAAAAAUCAUUGGUCCUACUCAUGGUCACGGGAAAGCUGAAGCCAAUCCCAGUUGACCGGACGAGAGGUGGAGUCCACCCAUGACUAGUUGCAGUUUCUCUUCCCUGUUAAUUGAUUCGACAAUCAGAGCUAUAGCAAAAUAUGUCCAUUUAUAAUUUUGUAUGAGAGGGUGAAAGAUCAUUUUUGUGGAUCACUAAGCUGAUGUACAAAAUUUUACUUUGCUUUCAAAUUUAAAAUGUGCUAAUUUUGGCUGAAUCAUAAAGAGGGCACCCGACUUGUUUACUGACAGCUAAACUGUUCGGUUGCCGCUGUGCAGGUUGAUGUAUGACGUCAAAAUGGAGUUGUGUAACACAACUAGGCCCCCAAGAACCCCCACACUAGAGAUUUUAUCUUCUCUUCUUUUGUAAUCCAACUAAAAGGAUUGAACUGGUAUUGAUUGUUUCCCCAGGUCCCACCAUGUCAAGAUGACAUGUUUUAUAAUGCACUCAGUUUGGUGCAAGAAUAACAAAUUCAAGUUCACAAGAGAUUAACUUGUGAAAUGAGGAUGUGGAGGCUAAAGUUGAACUACAUAAUAAUGCAGCCCAGGUUGCCUCAGGCUUUUGUAUCUCAUGUAAUGCAUUUUGAGAUUGUACUGAACCAAUUACUUUUUUUUAAUAUUCAUUGAUUAUGCUGCCUUUCCAUAAAAAUAAAUAUUUGCAUUACAGUAUUUUUUAGUGUGAGAAUGGACGGAUAAAUGUUAAUAAUAUGUGUACACAUGAUUGAACGAAUGACGGACAGAAGCUUGUGUAAGUCAAGAUUUUUUUUUUUUAAAUUGGGUGUUUACAUCAUUAGAUGUCAUGGGGGGCACUUUUUCAUCAGUGCAUGUAAGACUAAGCACUUCCUAAUAAGAUUUAAAGCCAAUGUAUUAUUACUCAUAUGAAAAAAAUGCUAUCGACUGCUAUUGACUUUUACUUUGGAAGAACCAACCAGAAGUAGCUUAGUCUCCACUCAGGAACUUGGCAGCUGAUACGUCAAAGCGCGCACACAGAUUGUGAAGAGUUGAUGCUGUGGCAGGGUCAGAGACGAUAGUAAGUACAGUUCAGCAAAAAGCAAACGCUGCAUCACGGGAUUAUUUGACUUUUUCUUUCUUUUUUCUUUUAUUAUCUUCCCGUUGUCACUUUUUUCUUCAAGCACUUGCUUCCAACGUGAAACAACUUCUUUUUGAGCAUUUUUUUUUUUUUACCCAAUAAAUCUCGGCGGGAGUGACUGAUGACCGAUCAUCAAAAGGUGAGAACAAGAAAUCCCCCCGCUGAUGGCAGUGAUGACGAAUGAGACACACCCAUCAUAUGUGCCCCAUUACCUCCUCCGUGGUGAUCCUUUUGCCUCCAGACUCUCAAAAGAAGCAGACAUUGUUGCAGCUUUUUAUAUCUGCAUUAUAGGUGUUAUGUCCGCAACAGGGAAUGGCUAUGUCUUGUAUCUGACGAUCAAACGCAAAACUAAGUUGAAGCCUCCAGAGCUUAUGACUGUGAAUUUAGCCAUCUUCGACUUUGGAAUAUCAGUGACAGGAAAGCCCUUUUUUGUUGUUUCUAGUUUCUCCCACCGUUGGUUGUUCGGUUGGGACGGCUGUCAGUUCUACGGCUGGGCAGGCUUUUUCUUCGGCUGUGGGAGCCUCACCACCAUGACUAUGGUCAGCCUGGAUAGAUACCUCAAGAUCUGCCAUCUCAGAUACGGGACUUGGUUGAAAAGGCAACACGCCUUUCUCUGCUUAAUCUUUGUCUGGAUAUAUGCCGCCUUUUGGGCCACCAUGCCCCUGGUAGGCUGGGGAAGCUAUGCCCCAGAACCAUUCGGGACCUCCUGCACCUUGAAUUGGUGGUUGGCGCAAUCCUCUGUGGCCGGCCAAAGUUUUGUAAUGUCUAUUCUCUUCUUCUGUCUUAUCCUUCCAACUGGAAUUAUGGUCUUUUCCUAUGUGAUGAUUAUCUAUAAAGUCAAAUCCUCCGCAAAAGAAAUCUCACACUUUGAUGCCCGAAUCAAUAACAAUCAAAACCUUGAGAUAAAACUUACAAAGGUGGCCAUGUUGAUCUGUGCAGGAUUUUUGAUUGCCUGGAUCCCAUAUGCGAUUGUGUCAGUGGUGUCGGCAUUUGGGGAGCCGGACUCGGUGCCCAUACCCGUGUCUGUCAUUCCUACACUGCUUGCCAAGUCCUCGGCAAUGUACAAUCCAAUCAUCUACCAGUUAGUGGACCUGAAAAACUCCUGUUCACCUUUCUGCUUAAAGGCCCUGGGGAAACGCAGGCCUUUUCGAAAGCCCAGAUUCUACACAAUUUCUGGCUCAAUAAAGGACACACGAGCACCCAAAGAAACUCAGGUUGAAAUGUGAGACAGACAGAACGUUUGGGCUGCUUGCAACAGUUUGUCUUCUCCCCGUCCGUUUUCACUUUGCCCAUUCACACGCUGCCUAUCGUCAACAAUGUCAUUAUCAAGCUCUUAUAAUUAUCCCUAAAUUAUGAUUACCGUAAAUUUCUGACUAUAAGCCGCGACUUUUUUUGCAAAUUUUGAACCCGGAAUCACGAGUUUUAGCUAGUGCGGUUUAUAGCCCAGUGCCGUUUAUAGCCCGGUGCGGCUUAUAGUCCGAAGAUUACGGUACAUCUGGCUCGUUUACACCUGCAACACAACCUUGGUGUCCUUCCUCCAGCUUCUCUUCCAUCACAAAUAAUAUUUUCCAAGGAGGUGAUAUCGUGAAAUGUCUUGACUCAGUUUUACAGUAUUUUAAGCAAACAAAUAUUGACUCAGGAUUGAAGAUAUUUUGGAAAGGUUCAUUGAAAGUUAGAAGUUAAGUAUGGACUAAGCAAAUGUUACAUUAAUGAUUAUUGCUGGAAUUAUAACAACAAAAGUAAAACAAUAAAUACAGUACAUAGUGUCUGAGUCCACAUCCAAUUUGUUAUACUGGAUCAAAAUUUUGGGUGUAACUGGUUUGUUCAGUCUUCUGCACUUCUACACAUGUGGCUUGUGUACAAAAUAAUGUUUGAACUAGCACUUUAUUCCAUCUGGUUGUGUUUUUUUGCAUUUGAAGAGGAUCUGCGUCCGAGAGGUGAGUUGGAAACUGUCACAAUGCAGAACUGGUGAGAAUUCAGAGUUAAGUCCCACCAAAAGCCUCACUAAAACAUAUGAGUGCACUUUAUUUGCAAAAAUUAUUUUGUAUGCAUUAGAAACGGUUAUGUUUCACAAAUACUUUUGUAAAUUGUCCCGGUAAUUUUCGUAUGAAACUGUUCUCUUUCAUGAUUUGAGGGUUGUUGUUUUUUAAUGAUUCCAUAUGCUUAUCUGCUUUCUUGUGUUUAACAUUUAAGCAAAAAAAUAUAUAUAAUAAUGCAAGCAUUGUAAUUUGUUAAUGAUGACUCAGUACAAAACAAAUGGGAAUCCCUCAAAAUUUGGGAUUUGGUUCAGCAAUUUACAACAAAGCGUACCAUAUUUUCCGCACUUUAAUUUAAUUUAGCCUUUAAUUUUCUCAAAAACCGAAAGUGCGCCUUUUAAUAAGGUACGUCUUUUGUGUGGACCGUAUUACAAAAUCUGUAAACGGUUUAAUAUGUAGGCGUAAUAUGUAGACCCGAUGAAUCAAUCAGAGGAGAUUACAUUUUACAUAAAUCGGGGCGGUAAACCAAUCAGAGGACUGUACACAAUACGUAGAUUACGUACCUCCGCCGCCAUUGACAAAUAAAUACUAUCGAAUUCAUUUGCGCCCUAUGUGUAGAUUAAAUUCAUCAAAGCCCCCGCAAUUGAGUCUGCACCUUUUAACCCGAUGCGCUUUAUGGUACGGAAAAUACGGUACUACUUUUCUAAAAGUGAUAUGAGGAUUAAACUGCGCGUAUGGAACAUUUAGAAAGAAUCAAAACAAAAUUUAGUGAGGUAAUAGAAGGCUUUUGUACGUUCCCCUAGAACCGUUUUUAUUUGCUUUGUUGUAAUUAAGGCACUGACAAUCAAUGACACUAAAUAUACUUAUGUGUAUUAGGUUUUGUUGAUAAAAGGAUUUGCUAAAUAUAGAUCGGGAUUUGAAAAGUGAUGUUUACACAAUUCACAUUUAUCUUCGGUAUUAAUUAUCUUCCAGUUCACUUCAAUACAUGAAGCUUCUACUCAUCAAGAACGUGAAUAAGCAUAUACAACAAAAUGAACAAGUUCUUUUAGGGUUCUUUUUUUUCAAUGUACAUGUUGUGAACAACCAUAUUCAGUAUUUCUUUGAUAAUUUUCACAUAUGCACUUUGUAAGCAGCAAUAUUCAAAAUCCUUCUCAUAAACUAUUUUGAAAUUAUACAGUACUUUCAUUCCACUUCUUUUCACUGUCAUCAUAACAGCUACUGUAUGAGAUACUCCACAUGAAGUUAAAUGCUGGUUUUUGUUUUUAUUAUUUUGUGGGGUCUAUUUUCACUUUUUUUUUUUUUAUUUGCUGUGUAUUAAAGGAAAGUAGAAAUCAAUGUUAUUUUUCUACAUCACAUUUAUACUCGGGUGAUGUUUCCUGCUCAAAGUUGUACAUCACCAUUUGGCAAGAUUUUUGUAAAAGUGUUGUGUGAAAUGUUUUUUUUGCGCGUGACAACACCUAGCACUAAGCACACGCUUCAAUCUCAAGUGUUUGGCCAUCUUCCACUGUCUUUAACACCUGACUGAGCCUUUUGUUGUAAUGUUUUGUUGUCUUGUUGUAAAACAUAAACAUAAUUGGUGAUGUGUCAUUAAUACACAUCUUUCAUGUUAAAUGUUAGUUUUGUUGUUUUUUGUGGUAGCUGUGUAGGAAUGAUGUUGCACUUUUCUGUAACAUCACGACAGGAUGAAUAUGAAUUACAAAAUAAUUCUUUACUUGCCGCCAAAAUCUCAUUAGCUGUUUUGUGCUCUGACCUGUAUUCAAGUUUCAGUAACACCAUUUAUUUUUUUUCCAGAAAAUAUGCGAAUUCUGCUUUUUAUUUUUACAUCACAGCAGCAUUAACUAGAAUUUAUUUGACUUAGUGACAUCAGUGUCCUUCAACUUGUUUAAUAUUUUAAAAGUUUUGAUCUCAAAGUAUAUUGUACAAAUGUUCUAUGUUUUUACUGAAGAAAGAUAUUCUUUACUGGCUACUA